AUGCCCAACGGCGUAAACAACCCAUCCGGCAUCUUAUUUACCGCAACUGGCCCAUUGUUCAUAAUAUUCGCACCUCUCGCAUCUGCAAUCACAGCACCCAAUGGCAUCAUUCAAAAUGCCAUAUCCACCAUGCUCAGGCUGGUUGGCGGUGACAUAACAUCUGAUCGCGCAAUCCCUGCGCUUGCCCUUCUUUACGGGUUCUGGACUUUCGCCGGCAGUGGCGCUCUGUCCAUCGCCGGGCAAGCCAUGGCCAGAACAGCGGGUUACGACAAUGCUAACCCUCGCAAGCACCGCGCGAGCUUGGACGGCCUCCCAUUGCGCCUGGUAUCCGCCCAUAGUGCGCUGAUGGAGAUCUUCCCUCUAUUUGCGGUUACAGCGUGUCUCGCCCAGGUGAUUGCGCCCGGAGAUCAACAGAUCCGGAACCUCGUGGGUCUUCAUGUGAUCUUGAAAACCUUCGCUUAUUAUCCUGGAUAUCUUACUGGCAUUCCCCGAUUGAGAUCAGUGUCACACGUGCUUUCGAUUUCGGCCCUUUUCAGGACUCUUUGGUUGCUCACGAUGUAA
Penicillium bovifimosum is the source of this 561-nucleotide messenger RNA. Its product is annotated as MAPEG family protein. The coding region runs from base 1 to 561 and encodes 186 amino acids. The transcript has 3 exons. Gene Ontology annotation, cellular component: membrane. The record is from RefSeq and is a predicted model, not a curated record. Lineage: Eukaryota; Fungi; Ascomycota; Eurotiomycetes; Eurotiales; Aspergillaceae.